Messenger RNA from Aspergillus luchuensis, 1809 nucleotides. Its product is annotated as dynamin family protein. The coding region runs from base 1 to 1809 and encodes 602 amino acids. The record is from RefSeq and is a predicted model, not a curated record. Gene Ontology annotation, cellular component: microtubule; membrane; cytoplasm. Lineage: Eukaryota; Fungi; Ascomycota; Eurotiomycetes; Eurotiales; Aspergillaceae. Gene Ontology annotation, molecular function: microtubule binding; GTPase activity; GTP binding. The transcript has 3 exons.
AUGGGCCUGUCAACGUCGGCGGGAGACAACUUGCCCACGUUUUCCUCCGACGUAUUUCGGCUAGAGAUUAUUGGACCCCAUGAAAAUCACCUUAGCGUCAUUGAUGUUCCUGGAAUUUUCAAGACCACGACACCCGGCUUGACUUUCAAGUCAGAUAUUGCUCUUGUGAGAGAUAUGGUACUCAAUUAUAUGAGGAAUCCUCGGUCAAUAAUGCUAGCUGUCGUCCCAGCCAACGUGGAUAUUGCAACACAGGAGAUCAUAGAAAUUGCCAGAGAAUUGGAUCCCGAUGGAAUAAGGACACUCAGAAUCCUUACCAAGCCCGAUCUCGUGGACGAAGGAGCAGAAGAGAAAAUCAUCGAGCUAGUCGAAGGGAGCCAAGAUUCGGAAGAAUUAGGCUGGGUGGUGGUUAAAAAUCUCGGCCAGAAGGACCUCCAGGAUCCCUCCAAAGAUCGUGACAUUGCGGAAGACAUUUUCCGACAUUCGCCUCCCUGGAAUCGUCUGUCUAAGGACAACUAUGGUAUUGAGGCUCUUCGAGCACGAUUGCAAACACUUCUAGCUUCUAAUGUGCGGCGAGAAUUUCCGUCGGUGCGAUCUGAAGUCUUGAAACGCCUGAAAGAAUGCAAGAGAGCUCUGGAGGGCUUAGGCGAAGAGCGUGAGUCCACAGAACAACAAAGAAAAUAUCUGCUCGAGAUUGUAUCGAAGUUCCAGCGUAUCACCGAGAAUGCUCUGCAAACAAAUUAUGGAUCACAAGAUGCAUUUGAUGACGAGCCUGAACUACGCUUGGCAACCUUGGUUGCCAACCGGAAUGCACUGUUCUCCGAUGAGAUUUCUACCCAUGGCCACACGUACGCCUUUGUGUCUCAUACUCAUGACGACGAUUCAGAGGAUCAACGUAAUCGUUCAGUGGCUUCCCUAGCGAACUCUGUCUGCUCGGAUGCUGACAAGUUUGAAAGCGAGGAAGAGUGCAAAUCUAUCCCCAGCAGGAAGAUCAACAGUUGCAGCGAUAUUGAGGACAUCUUGCAUGACUGCGUUCCUAUCCAAGACUCACAGACCCAAGGUACCCUCGCUUGGAUUGAGAAAAUCUAUCGGGAGUCUCGUGGAUUUGAAAUUGGUACUUUUAAUUCGACCAUACUCUCGAGCGUACUGAAAAGACAGUCUGCAAAGUGGCCGUCUUUCGCUGAGGGCUACAUCUGUGAUGUUAUAUGUGUGGUUCACACGUUCAUCAAAAAGGCAUUGACCAUAAUCUGCAACGAUCAGAGAUUAGGUCAGAACAUCCUUUCAUUCCUGUUGGACGGUCUUAGCGACAAAUAUCGACAGGCUCUUUCGACAACGAACUUCCUGCUCCGCAUCGAAAGAGACGGCACGCCAAUGACGCAGAAUCAUUAUUUGAAUAGUAAUCUGCAAAAAUGUCGGCAGGAACGCAUCACUUCCGCAGCGAAGAAGUCAUCGGUCUCCGUGACUUACCAAAAUGGUUCAAGUGGAGAAUGUGUUCCACUUUCUGACCUAACCCAGAUCCAUCAUAUGAAUAAUAUGGAGCAGACUGUGCAAGACAUUCACGACAUAUUAAAAUCGUACUACAAAGUUGCUCGGAAAAGGUUCAUUGACAACAUGUGCAUGCAAGCGGUGGACUUUUAUCUGGUCACGGGACCAGAAGCUCCAAUGGGAUUGUUCUCUCCCGCUUGGGUCUACGAUUUAUCACCUGAGCAACUGGAUGACAUUGUUGGAGAAGAAGCUUCUGUGCGAAGGAAGCGCAAGCAGUUGAAAAAGCAGCUCAAGGACCUUGAGUCUGGCAGAAAAAUCUUGGUUUAG